CUCUCACUGCACGCACAUCCACUGCAUGAAUUCAUCCUAGAUUAUUCCUGCAACCUGCUUGCUUCUCCUAUUCAUUCCUCUUCCUCUUUCUAUUAUCAGAGGACACACAUGCAAUUCAUCUGACAGAGCUUUUUUUUUUUUUUUUUUUUUUUUUUUUGGCAAAGCAGUGGACAGGGAGGAAGGACACAUUCCAAGGUCUAAAGAUGGCACCAAAACGAGAACCGUCAAUUAAAAAGUCUCCAUCAGGGGGAACGUUACCAAGGCACGGACCACCAUUUCCUUGCCCUUCCACAACACCUUCACCCCCAAAAUCAGCUCCUGAGUUGAAACCGCGGAUGCUGCGCCCCUCUGAUUCCCCCUUUGACCCAAGCACAUUAGAGAUUGAGUUUAACUUGGAGCAAAUACACGAAUUUAAAGAAGCCUUCCUCCUGUUUGACCGGACGGGAGAUGGGAAGAUCACCUACAGUCAGUGUGGGGAUGUGAUGCGCGCGCUGGGCCAAAAUCCCGUCAAUGCAGAGGUGCUCAAAGUCCUGGGCAACCCAAAGGCAGAAGAAAUGAACCAUAAAUUGCUGGACUUCGAACAGUUCCUGCCCAUGCUCCAGGCCAUUGCUAAGAACAAAGACCAGGGCACGUUUGAGGACUUUGUGGAGGGGCUUAGAGUAUUUGACAAGGAAGGCAACGGCACAGUCAUGGGUGCUGAGCUCCGCCAUGUUCUCACCACACUGGGAGAGAAGAUGACCGAAGAAGAGGUAGAAACGCUUCUAGCUGGACACGAAGAUGCUAACGGUUGCAUCAAUUAUGAAGCCUUCGUUCGUCACAUCAUGUCUGGCUGAGAGAUGUCUCGGAACUCGUCCGCAUGGUCAUGAGCGGUUGAAGAUAAAGACCACAACUCAUUUGUUUGUCUUUUCUAUGUAAUAUUUUCUUUAUGUAUUUUUUUCUUCCUAUUCAUUCCGUCACCUUCAUUUGCUUAAUGGCUCCAGUCCUUGGCUUGUGUUUGCACUCAUUUGGGUAUUAUUAUUAUUAGAAGUGCCUUUAUCUUCUUUAAGUUCCCAUUUGACUCCCCAAGUGGUCCACCUCCUGUCCUGUGGUAUUCAAAUCAUUUAGCGAUAUGAAAAAGAUCUCUUGUGUGCUGCCUGGUCUGCAAUAAAACCUCUCAAUACAGCACAUUAGCAGUGUGUAUGCAAUAUCCAGUGUAUCCUCAGGCAUCUCUGCUGGACUGUGCUGUAGUAGAAAUGUCGUGUCUGGCCAGACUUUUAUUUUUGGCCUUUUCAGAAUAAGUUACCUUUUUCAAAUUGAGAAAUUAUGGAUCGGAAAUGCAAUAACAUUUUAAUUAAUUUGGAAUGUCCUCUCUGUCCAAUAAAGUACAUUUUAAACAGAAA
This is a messenger RNA of Cyprinus carpio (common carp), 1379 nucleotides long. Its product is annotated as myosin light polypeptide 6. Gene Ontology annotation, molecular function: calcium ion binding; structural constituent of muscle. The record is from RefSeq and is a predicted model, not a curated record. NCBI's taxonomy places the organism in Eukaryota, Metazoa, Chordata, Actinopteri, Cypriniformes, Cyprinidae. Gene Ontology annotation, cellular component: myosin II complex.